This is a messenger RNA of Alosa alosa (allis shad), 1540 nucleotides long. RefSeq names its product abhydrolase domain containing 17C, depalmitoylase (gene abhd17c). The transcript is spliced from 3 exons. Gene Ontology annotation, biological process: protein depalmitoylation. Gene Ontology annotation, molecular function: palmitoyl-(protein) hydrolase activity. The coding region runs from base 354 to 1238 and encodes 294 amino acids. The record is from RefSeq and is a predicted model, not a curated record. NCBI's taxonomy places the organism in Eukaryota, Metazoa, Chordata, Actinopteri, Clupeiformes, Clupeidae. Gene Ontology annotation, cellular component: endosome membrane; plasma membrane.
CGAGCUGGAGUCAUGGCUGCUUACAUUGUUUUAGGCUAGUUAGCCUUUCGUUGUAUAUUAAUUUGAAUAAUACUGGAACCAAUACCUCGAACAUUCUGCACUUAGUUAUUAUAUCGUUAACCAUUUGCCGACCCACAACAACCAGCUCGUUAUGUCAAAGGGUUUUUGUACCUCAUUAUUUUGCUAUUAGCUAUACAGAACUGUUGGCUAGCCUAGCCAGCAAACGAUAGCCGAUUCAGGUAACGUUCGCUGGCUGAUUUGCCGGCCGAAGAUUGCGCAUUAUUGUAUUGCUAUUCCUUUUAUCAACACAUUAUUGCAAAGUCAGGGGCUUCUAUUAAUAAUUUUGAGUCUCAAUGCCCGAGCAAGGCCCUAGGAUGAAUGGUUUCUCCCUCGGCGAACUAUGCUGGCUGUUCUGCUGCCCGCCCUGUCCAAGUCGUAUUGCAGCUAAGUUAGCAUUUCUCCCACCGGAGCCCACAUACUCCGUGCACACUGAUGCAAAUGGGACGACAAGCCUUCAUUUAACCGAACGUGCUGAUUGGCAAUAUUCCCAACGUGAAUUGGAUGCAGUCGAGGUAUUCAACACCCGGACGAGUAGAGGAAACCGGGUUGGAUGCAUGUUCGUCCGAUGUGCUCCAAACAGUCGGUAUACUUUACUGUUUUCCCACGGCAACGCGGUUGACCUGGGUCAGAUGUGCAGCUUCUACAUUGGCCUCGGCUCGAGAAUCAACUGUAAUGUAUUCUCCUACGAUUACUCUGGUUAUGGCGUGAGCAGUGGGAAACCAUCAGAGAAGAAUCUUUAUGCCGAUAUCGAAGCGGCCUGGCAAGUUCUCAGGAACAAGUAUGGAGUGACGCCAGAGAACAUCAUCCUUUACGGCCAGAGCAUUGGCACGGUGCCCACGGUGGACCUGGCGUCCCGUUAUGAAUGUGCUGCCGUCAUCCUGCACUCCCCGCUCAUGUCCGGCCUGCGCGUUGCCUUCCCUGACACCCGCAAGACUUACUGCUUUGAUGCCUUCCCCAGUAUUGACAAGGUGUCCAAGGUGGCAUCUCCUGUGCUGGUCAUUCACGGCACGGAGGACGAGGUCAUCGACUUCUCACACGGCCUGGCCAUUUACGAGCGCUGCCCUCGCGCCGUGGAGCCUCUGUGGGUGGAGGGAGCUGGCCACAACGACAUUGAGCUCUACGCUCAAUACCUGGAGCGACUCAAACAGUUCAUCUCCUUUGAGCUGCCUGCCUCCUGAAGACCCCCGCUGCCAUCCACCGCCCCUGCACCAACACACACCUAUAACCCCCACACACACACACACACACACUCUCACCUCCCCCUCCCCCUCCCCCAGCCCAUGUUCAGUCAGUAGACCCUAACGCACAUAUUUGAUCUGGUCCUCCGUGAAAAGGGGGUUGGAGGAUCUGAUCGGUAUUUUGCACUUGCUACCGAAAGCUGAACAUUUUCCCAGCCUCUUGAAGAUAUGAUCAUUGAUUGCCCAUUUUGUCUGUGUUGGGGUUGGGGAGGAGAGGAAAAUACAUUUUAAAUAAUUUUGAA